This is a messenger RNA of Oldenlandia corymbosa var. corymbosa, 1674 nucleotides long. The record is from the annotation of a GenBank genome assembly. Lineage: Eukaryota; Viridiplantae; Streptophyta; Magnoliopsida; Gentianales; Rubiaceae.
AUGAAUAAAAUCAGAACAGCUGCAAUAAUCUACUCUUCUGCGAACAGCCCUUUUCAGAUUCAGGCUUCAUAUUUCCACACUACUCGCGUUCUGGAACGCCGGAAACGAACUCAGUGGGAUUCUGGAGGAGUAGGAGGAGGACAACGAGGGUGGACUGGUCAAUCAAAGAGGUCUAACUACUAUAGCAGAAGAGCUAGGAAGCAAUUCUCCAAAAGGGAGCUGUUACGUAACGUCAGCUCAUUUGCUGAGGAACUUUUUCAGAGCUGGAAAUAUGAUGUGGAUGACGAUUAUGAUCCACCUCAAAACCGGAGCAGCUCAUGGUUUAGACAGGAGUUUAGGAAUGAUGGACAAAGAGGGGAAAAGUCAAGAAACAGGGGAAGAAAGGCAUGGAGUAAAAAUUAUCAGUUUAUUAUGGAUAAUGAUGAUGAUCCUGACAUUGAGGAAAUGUUUAAAUCUGCAUUUGGUGGAACCGGUUACACUUUCUUUUCCUUUAUAAAUGAUGAUAUCCCACACUGGGGGGACUCAUCACGACACUCUAAUUACCAAAGGUUUCAGUGGAGUUGGGGUCAUGGCCACAGGGAAAAAACGGAGUCUGAUGAUUCGGACUCAGAUUUGGCAUCAGAUAGACUUGCCCUUGGACUGAAUUCAUCUGGGCCUUUAAGUCUUGACCAAGUUAAAAAUGCUUAUAGAGCUUGUGCUUUGAAGUGGCAUCCAGAUCGUCAUUCUGGUUCUUCCAAGGCUGUUGCGGAGGAGAAAUUCAAGCUCUGCAGUGCAGCAUAUCAGUCAUUAUGUGAUAAGCUCGCUAAAUUGCAGAAGAAGGCAUCCAAUCACCAUCGUCAUAAUUGUAUUUGUGGUGGGCUCUCUUUUGUGUCAAGAAAAUCUAUUGCCACCGCCAGAAAUUUAUCAGUUUCAUCCGGAAAAUCAACAACCCCAUUUAUUCUCCAAGUCACUAAGAAGAAUCACCAAUCCCGUUCUUCGAAUUUCAGAGUUUUUGGGAUGUCUCAUUCCCAUAGUCACUCCAAUCCAGAUGGCCGUUCAUCGUCUUCAGUUGCGAUUCACUCUUCAGCUGGGUUCAGUCGGAAGAUCAAUUUCUGUCAGUCUUGUGGUGGCGCAACAAAGUAUGAGGUGCCUGAUGGGGAGGAGAAGAUGAGGGCCAUUUGCACAUCCUGUGGAAGGAUUGCAUACGAGAAUCCAAAAAUGGUUGUAGGUUGCUUGAUUGAGCAUGAAGAUAAGGUACUGCUAUGCAAGCGAAAGAUUCAUCCUUCGUAUGGGCUUUGGACUCUUCCAGCGGGAUAUAUGGAGAUGGGUGAGUCUGCAGCUGAAGGAGCAAUUAGGGAAACUUGGGAAGAGGCAAAUGCAGAAGUGGAAAUCUUGGCGCCCUUUGUUCACUUAGAUAUUCCUCUGAUUGGCCAAACUUACAUUAUCUUUCUGGCCAAGUUGAAGAGACCGGGAUUUUCACCUGGUGAAGAAUCAUCAGAAUGCCAGCUAUUUGCUGUUGAUGAAAUUCCUUUUGAUUCCUUGUCAUUUUCAUCUAUGUUAGUUACCCUGAAACUGUAUAUUGAAGAUCGACAAGCUGGAAGACUCAGGUCUCACUAUGGCAUUAUCAGGAAACGGCCUGGAACCAGCCCUUCUGAAAUAAAUGCUUACACCCUUGACAAUCAUAUGAUGUCCUAG